Molecule: messenger RNA, 651 nt
Organism: Linderina pennispora
Lineage: Eukaryota; Fungi; Kickxellomycota; Kickxellomycetes; Kickxellales; Kickxellaceae
Exons: 2
Coding region: 1-651 (216 amino acids)
Biological process (GO): translational elongation
Cellular component (GO): eukaryotic translation elongation factor 1 complex; cytosol
Molecular function (GO): guanyl-nucleotide exchange factor activity; translation elongation factor activity
Source: RefSeq, a predicted model, not a curated record
AUGUCCGUCACCGUCUCUGCUGUCACCUUCCAGACCGUCCUGAACGGCUUCUUCGAGGACAACUCGUUCGUUGCUGGUCCCGAGGCCACUGCCGCCGACGCCGAGGUCUUCAAGGCUCUGUCUGCUGCCCCCGAGGCUGCCGUCUUCCCCCACCUCGCCCGCUGGUACAAGCACAUUGCCUCCAAGGGUGAUGCCAUCAACUCGCUGAAGGCUGCCGAGGCCCCCAAGGCUGUUGCUGCUGCCGCCGAGGAGGAGGAGGAGGAUGACGACAUCGAUCUCUUUGGCUCUGACGACGAGGUCGACGAGGAGGCCGAGAAGCUGAAGGCCGAGCGCCUUGCUGCCUACCGUGCCAAGAAGGACGCCAAGGGCCCCGGACCGGCCGCCAAGUCGAUGAUCACAUUCGACAUCAAGCCGUGGGAGGCCGAUACCGACAUGGCUGCGCUCGAGAGCGCCGUCCGCACCAUCGAGAUGGACGGUCUCGUCUGGGCCCAGAAGGGACAGCUCAUCCCUGUCGCCUUCGGUGUCAAGAAGCUCCAGAUCAACGCCACCGUUGAGGACGCCAAGGUCUCGACUGAUGACCUGGCUGACAAGAUCAUGGAGUUCGAGGACUUUGUCCAGUCGGUUGACAUUGCCGCCUUCAUGAAGCUCUAA